CUGGCUGCUGAUAAUUUCUACACCAAUAUCAAAACAAAAAGGUUAGGAGAAUUAAGAGGAAGACGUAUUCUUCGCGGAAUCGGCUGUCACGCGACCUUCAAAUUUGCAUAAGACACGCAGUUGAACAGCGAGUUCCUGAAGGAAAUCGAUUGAAGGAUGGUUCGAGCUUGGUUCAUGGACACUUCUGAUGCAGACCAACGGCUGGAGCAUCAUAGAGAUCCUCCUCAGUUCAUAGACCUUGAUGAGUUGUACAAGACUACUGGUGUUGAAUAUUUUAAGUUGAAUCCAAAAACAUUUAUAGAAGAUGGAGAACUUGAAAAAAUCAAGAAAGAGCGUGGAUACACAUAUGAAGACGAAAUCACUUGUUCAAAGAACUGUUUACCAAACUAUGAAGAAAAGCUGAAGAGCUUUUUCACUGAACACCUGCAUACAGAAGAAGAAAUAAGAUUCGUACUCGAAGGUUCAGGAUACUUUGAUGUACGAAAUGGAAAUGAUGAGUGGAUUCGUAUUGAAGUUUUACCUGGUGAUAUGAUCAUAAUUCCUAGUGGAAUAUACCAUCGAUUCACACUUGAUACAAAGAAUUUUAUUCGCGCUAAAAGGUUCUUUAUUGGAGUACCAGUGUGGACACCACACAACAGGCCAGCUGAUGAGAUGGAUUGUCGAAAGCAGUAUCUUAAACAGUUAGAAAAUGGGUUUGAAGCAAGGCAAAGAGGACUUGGUAGUUCAUAAAUUCUCUUGUAUGUCAGAUUUUAGUCUAAGGUUCAGUUUUAUGGUAAAACAUUAUAAAUGGGAAAUAUUGUAUAUCACCAUGUAAAGUUAUAAAAUGGGUCAUAACUUUUUUUUCUAUGGUUCUGGGAACAAUUGUAAUCAAUUAUGAUAUUAUGUGGCAGGAUAAGGAAAAUCUCAUUUCUUGAAUAUGAAAGGUAGCUUAUCAUAACAUUGUUAAUAAAUCUAUGCAUUUCUUUGUUCUCGCUAUCACAUAGAGUAUUUUAAACUACAGGAACUGUUGUCCUUCAAUCUAGAAUCUAUGUACAUCUCUCAGCAGACAUGGGACAGUGAAUAAAAACCUAUUGAUCUUCAUAUACUGGCAUUGAUUCAAAUAAUAUAUCUUUUCCACUAUGCCAGUGUUUUUAUUGCUCUUUUUUUUUUAAUUUAAAAUGUGUUUUAAGUUGCUGCAGUGUACAAAAAUUAUGUUAAUUUUGCCAAAAUGUAGGUAACAGUUUCUCACAUAUUCAGCAAACCAAUUUUAAUCUGAAUCUGUUCAGUAUUCCAAAAUAAUGUACUGCUUUUUUUACAUUAUUUACAACAUGAUUUCAGUUCCAUACAUAGUUAAUAAUUUUUACUUUUUCAAUAGGCUCUGAAGUCGUUUGAGAUAGGUAGAGAAGUUUCUAGGUAUGAUUGCCAAAGUAAGAUUGUUGAAUAUUUCUUUGUGAUUUCCACAAUUUAAAAAAAACUUUCAUUUAGUAAAAAAUUUGUUACACCUCUCGAGUGUGCUAUCUUAAAAGAAUUAUUAUACAGCCACAAUGAGGCUAGUGGUCAGACAAGAAAGAGCUAAUCAGGGAAUGUUUUAGCUUUGUGAUUCAAGUCCUGCUAUGUUUAUGGCUGCUGCAAAUCAGACAAGAAAUUCUUUGUGUGAGGUAUAUGUGAAACAACUGUGGUUUUGACUCAUUCCCAAGAUUUAAAUCUUAUGUUGCUUUGGUAAAUAACACACUUUGUCUGAUUUGCAGAGAAAGUCCAGUUGCAUUUAGAAAUUAUGUCUGUGUCCAGUCUCCAUAUUCAAGUUAACAGAAAUACAGUGACUGCUGAAUUAUUAGAACAACUGAAGAUGUAAACUGAAUCAUGAGAAGGGUUAGAAGAAUGAUUGAAAGUUCUUUCAGAUGUCUCUAGUUAAUAUGAAAUCACAAUGUGUAUGUCUUAUUUGACAGAUGGAAAAAAAGUAGAAAUGUUAAAAAUAUAACCAUAAAAGUCAGCUUAUUUUAACUUUUUGUCGAUAAUCUGAAUCACAUAUGAAAGGGGGGAAAAGGGAAUGUAAAUGAAUAUAGAAUACAUUUAACAUAAACUUACAUUGGAGAAGCAGUAAUGUAUCUGAUAUUAUAAGGCUGUGACUAAAAUGGUAUUCUCAUCAAAGAAGAUCAUUUUGUAAAUAAAAAUUAGAGAUAUUUGUGGCUAUUAUUUUUUUAAAGAUUUUUCUGCAUAUGUGGCAUAUAUAUAUUUCAGUAUAUUGUAAUGUUGUUACUUUUAAAUAUAUGGAAGUUCUGAAGUUCUCAAAA
Messenger RNA from Schistocerca piceifrons (Central American locust), 2270 nucleotides. RefSeq names its product 1,2-dihydroxy-3-keto-5-methylthiopentene dioxygenase (gene Adi1). The transcript is spliced from 5 exons. NCBI's taxonomy places the organism in Eukaryota, Metazoa, Arthropoda, Insecta, Orthoptera, Acrididae. The record is from RefSeq and is a predicted model, not a curated record. Gene Ontology annotation, molecular function: acireductone dioxygenase [iron(II)-requiring] activity. The coding region runs from base 157 to 729 and encodes 190 amino acids.